Messenger RNA from Schizophyllum commune H4-8, 588 nucleotides. RefSeq lists its product as uncharacterized. The record is from RefSeq and is a predicted model, not a curated record. The transcript has a single exon. NCBI's taxonomy places the organism in Eukaryota, Fungi, Basidiomycota, Agaricomycetes, Agaricales, Schizophyllaceae. Bases 1 to 588 code for a protein of 195 amino acids.
AUGCUGGCUGAAGCGGUUAGACAACCUACCCUUUAUACUUCGCAAACGGCCCAACGCCGCGCCCAGUCGCCGCCCAAUCUUCCAGACCGGCAUCGUAUAUUUCCGGAUCAGACCUCGGCGGUCCGCAACCGAGGCCCGCCUAGCGAAAAUCGGAAGAUUGGGGGGAUGAGCGCGGAGAGCGCGCAUUCAAUCUUCCGCCGCAUCCCUGCGCGAAUGUUAGCCAGAGCGCGCGCAAAAUGCGUCGAGACUUGCUCACCCGGUCAGGAGAUCCCGCACAUGGGCCUUCCGGCGGGGAUGUUCGGAGGUUUAUGCGAGCUUUCCGCCCGGUGGCGCGCAAGUUGCAGGACGAUGUAUAUCGUCUUUCCGUCCGCAUUGCUGGUCUCGCAGCGUCAGUCAGAUGGCGAAGGGUACGCGGGACGUCUCGGAGCACGUGUUGUCGCUGACGUGGCGCUGGGACGUGGCAGGAAAAACGAGAGAAAAGUCGAACUUGCUGCCAUCACACUGUGUCUCCAUUUAGCAGGCCUUGAGCUGCACGAGAGGCGGCGCGCUUGCUGCGAGCUCCGCUGGUUCGCUUGGCGGUGCUCGUAG